AUGUCUGGUUUAGUAGUGUACAUACAACUCUGGUACAUUGAACAAAAGGGACCAGUUUUCAUAACAGUGUUCAAUCCAGUCUCAACCGUACUAGUUGCAGUUGUAGCAUAUUUCGUCCUUGGUGAAAAGAUCUACACAGGAAGUAUCAUUGGAGCAGUAAUUGUCAUUACUGGAUUGUACUUGCUUUUGUGGGGAAAAGAAGAUCCACAACCAGAAUCGGAAGAGCAAGGCAUAGUGAUGUCUGGUUUAGUAGUGUACAUACAACUCUGGUACAUUGAACAAAAGGGACCAGUUUUCAUAACAGUGUUCAAUCCAGUCUCAACCGUACUAGUUGCAGUUGUAGCAUAUUUCGUCCUUGGUGAAAAGAUCUACACAGGAAGUAUCAUUGGAGCAGUAAUUGUCAUUACUGGAUUGUACUUGCUUUUGUGGGGAAAAGAAGAUCCACAACCAGAAUCGGAAGAGCAAGAGCAAUACCAAGAAGCUCUACUAGCUUUUCAAAAACUUAUUACAAGUCAGAGUCAUUUUUUGGCCAAUGAUUGGACCAAAAAUACUUCUUUUUGCUCUUGGUUUGGUGUCACUUGCACUCCAAAAACACAAAGGGUUGUGGCCUUGGCUCUUCCUGAUUUGCAACUUCAAGGCACAAUAUCCCCGUCUUUGGCCAAUUUGUCCUUUCUCAGAGAUCUCAAUCUCGAGAAUAACUUAUUCCAUGGUGGCGUACCGUACAGACUUGGACACUUGCCUCGCUUGCGAGUGAUUAAUGUUCGAAACAAUCAGCUAGAAGGAAGUAUUCCGACAAGUCUAUUUCAACACCAGAGAGUUCAAAUCAUUUCAUUGGCUUACAAUAAACUCAGUGGUGAAAUGUGGAAAGGGCCAUGGUAUGUACCCGAACUCAGAAUCCUAAAUCUCAGGAAUAAUAGCCUCACAGGUAUAAUCCCUUCUUCUGUUGGAAAUGCCACAAAGUUGCUGAACUUCAGUUUGUCUGGGAACAGAAUCAAUGGUGUCAUUCCAACUGAGAUUGGUAAUCUCAGCCAACUUAUAGAGUUGCAUUUGUUCAAUAAUCAAUUAGCAGGUUCCAUUCCAGCAACACUGUUUAAUAUCUCGUCGCUAAUUAGAGCAUCUCUGGCAAGCAAUAGCCUUUCUGGUCCUCUCUUACUUGAUGAAGGGAAUAUUGUGUCAAAUCUGAAGUAUCUAAGUAUAUCUAAGAACCAAAUUUUUGGUUGCAUUCCUUCUAACAUAUGCCAGCUCACAGAGCUCAAAAUUUUGUCCAUAUCAUAUAACAAUAUGAUUGGAGACAUACCCAGAAAUAUUGGUUGUUUAUCCAAACUCGAGGAGUUUUAUGUUGGUAAUAAUCCAAUAACAGGGACUAUUCCCACUUCAUUGGGCAAUAUUUCCACUCUGCGAAAUCUUUACUGUGGAAACAGUCGUAUAGUGGGGCAAAUUCCAAAGGCUAUUUUUAACCUAUCUUCUUUGGAAAUGAUUGAUUGCAGUUUCAGUAACCUCUCGGGUAGAAUUCCAGCCACAUCAGGUCUUCAUGUUCAGAACCUUAAAGAACUUUUCUUGGGACACAAUCAGCUCGAAGGGGGAAUUCCAUUGUUCAUAACAAAUGCUUCUAAGCUUGAGAUAUUGGGGCUAGAAAAUAACUUUCUCACAGGCACUAUUCCUACUAAUUUGGGGAAUCUUCAUGAGCUGCAAGAACUGUUCCUACAUCAUAAUCAACUUACCAAUGAACCAAGAGAGCAUGAGUUGCAGUUCUUCAAUUCUUUGGCGGACUGUAGGAUGUUGCGAUAUCUACAAGUGGGUUCCAAUCCGUUGAAUGGCAUUCUGCCCAAUUCUAUUGGGAAUCUUUCAUCUACUGUUGAAUACUUUCAUAUAUUAGAUGCACACAUUAAUGGCCCCAUCCCCAGGGGUAUACGCAACAUGAGCGGUCUAAUAACCCUAAGCCUUGGAGAAAACAACUUGGCGGGACGUAUUCCUUCUGAUGUUGUUAAGCUUGAACAACUCCAAGGGUUGUAUCUAAAUAACAAUAAAUUGCAGGGACAUAUUCCAGAGGCGAAUGUUUAG
Molecule: messenger RNA, 2061 nt
Organism: Solanum pennellii
Lineage: Eukaryota; Viridiplantae; Streptophyta; Magnoliopsida; Solanales; Solanaceae
Product: LRR receptor-like serine/threonine-protein kinase FLS2
Exons: 6
Coding region: 1-2061 (686 amino acids)
Molecular function (GO): protein binding
Source: RefSeq, a predicted model, not a curated record